This is a messenger RNA of Tachyglossus aculeatus (Australian echidna), 606 nucleotides long. Its product is annotated as histone-lysine N-methyltransferase MECOM-like. Lineage: Eukaryota; Metazoa; Chordata; Mammalia; Monotremata; Tachyglossidae. The coding region runs from base 1 to 510 and encodes 169 amino acids. The record is from RefSeq and is a predicted model, not a curated record. The transcript has 3 exons.
AUGUGUGGGCAUACACAAGUGUUUGAAGUUCACUUCACUAAUGGUGAAGUUUUAUGCAUAGGUAGUGAUGUGGCUGAAGUGACAAUUUCAAUAGUCCCCUCCACAUUUUGCAAAGGUGAUGAGUGCAGUGUCUAUGACAACUUUCCCGGAAUCCCUUUGGAAGACAUGUCAGAAGCUGUUGGAGAGGUCAACACUUUCUCCUCUCUCAAACUUCCAGAACCAUCUUCUCCAGCAACAUCGAAUGAAGAAUUCACCGUGAAUGAUGGGUCUCCUUAUAAAGCCCCCAUUUAUAUUCCCGAUGACAUUCCCAUUCCUCCCGAGUUUGAACUCCGAGAGUCAAACAUUCCAGGGGCUGGAUUAGGAAUAUGGACCAAAAGGAAGAUCGAGGCAGGUGAGAAGUUUGGGCCGUACGUCGGAGAGCAGCGAGCCAAUCUUAAAGAUCCCAGCUGUGGAUGGGAGAGAACUUCUGUGACCCCGCAAGUUUUUGACUCUUGGCUCUGCUCUGCUUGAGAGCAUCUGAAAUCAGCACAGAACAGUCUUGCCAGACUGAGAGUCAAUUUGGAGAAGGGACUGACCAGUGGCUACUCAGGAAUUCACGUAGACAGA